AUGGAUAAGAAAAAAAGAAAACUACUGACAGAGAAAAGUCUAAGCGUAAUAGUUGAGAACUUGAGUGACUUAUCUGAUUUAUCCGACUACGAUUCUGAGGACGAUCCUUGUUAUGAGAAUAGCGUCCAUUCUCCCUCUUCGAGCAUCUUAAAUCAACCAGAUGAUUGCCUAAUAGAACGUCGUCUUGAACAAAUUUUUGGCCUUGAAGAUAAUUUAGAUGAGCAUACUGUAGAAGUCGAGCCAAUGCAUGCAGCACAUACAGAUUUCUUGUCAGAAAAUAAGGACCAACCUACAACGGCAACAAAAGACAUAGUCAGCAAUGCUAAUUCAAUAAAUUCUCUUUCUGAGCAAGAUACUUCUAAUAAUCCACUUCAAGUUCACGGAACAAACGCAACAGAUAUGCGUGUCAAAAAAAUUGUACUAAUUGGAAACCAGUCACAGAACAAGAUAUCAGAGCAUAUCUAG
Molecule: messenger RNA, 465 nt
Organism: Parnassius apollo (apollo)
Lineage: Eukaryota; Metazoa; Arthropoda; Insecta; Lepidoptera; Papilionidae
Source: the annotation of a GenBank genome assembly